This is a messenger RNA of Nannospalax galili (Upper Galilee mountains blind mole rat), 1464 nucleotides long. RefSeq names its product stathmin 4 (gene Stmn4). Gene Ontology annotation, cellular component: cytoplasm; neuron projection. Gene Ontology annotation, biological process: microtubule depolymerization; regulation of microtubule polymerization or depolymerization; neuron projection development. The coding region runs from base 215 to 826 and encodes 203 amino acids. Lineage: Eukaryota; Metazoa; Chordata; Mammalia; Rodentia; Spalacidae. Gene Ontology annotation, molecular function: tubulin binding. The record is from RefSeq and is a predicted model, not a curated record. The transcript is spliced from 8 exons.
AGCCAAUCAGGGAGCUCGGAGGUGAUGUCAUGGCGAGAGCCCAGCAGUGGUGCUGAUGUUGAGAGAAGCCCAGGGUACCACUAAUUGAGGGAGUGAGAGGAGAGCAGCUCGCUUCGGAAACCGGACUGCAGGGUUGUGAUAGUGUUCUGAGCUGGUGAUAGACCCUCUCUGCGACUUUCAGUCAGCUUCAGCCACCAAAUCCCUGCCUGCCAACAUGACCCUUGCAGCCUAUAAGGAGAAGAUGAAGGAGCUCCCGCUGGUGUCUCUGUUCUGUUCCUGCUUCCUGGCCGAUCCCCUGAAUAAAUCGACCUACAAAUAUGAAGGCUGGUGUGGGAGACAGUGUAGGAGGAAAGGUCACAGCCAGCGGAGAGACAGUGCUGACUGGACAGAAAGAAGAGAACAGGCAGACACAGUGGACCUGAACUGGUGCGUCAUCUCUGACAUGGAAGUCAUCGAACUGAACAAAUGCACUUCAGGCCAGUCCUUUGAAGUCAUUCUGAAGCCACCAUCCUUCGAUGGGGUGCCUGAGUUCAAUGCCUCCCUCCCUCGUCGGCGAGACCCAUCACUGGAAGAGAUUCAGAAGAAACUAGAAGCAGCCGAGGAGAGAAGGAAGUACCAGGAAGCUGAGCUCCUGAAGCAUCUAGCAGAGAAACGAGAACAUGAGCGAGAGGUGAUCCAGAAAGCCAUUGAAGAAAACAACAACUUUAUCAAGAUGGCGAAGGAGAGACUGGCCCAGAAGAUGGAGUCCAAUAAAGAGAACCGGGAGGCCCAUCUGGCCGCCAUGUUGGAACGCCUGCAAGAGAAGGAGCCGCCUGCUGCGCGGUGACUCCCGGGACCGAUCGGUGGCCUCGUCCCAUGGACAAGCACGCGGAAGAGGUGCGGAAAAACAAGGAGCUGAAGGAAGAGGCCUCUAGGUAAAGCCAGAGGCCAAAGAAGUUUCCAGGACAGCCGGACAGCUCCCGCAGCGACCCGGUUCCAGCAGCCUCAGCCGGUGGCUGCUCUCCCAGCACUGGGGUUUGGGGGGAGGGGGGGUGGCCAAGGGGCAUUUCCUCUGCUUUUGGUGUUUGUACAUGUAAAGAUUGACCAGUGAAGCCAUCCUAUUUGUUUCUGGGGAACAAUGAUGGGGUGGGAGAGGGGACGGAAGGAGAGAGUGUGGAAAGGGAUGUGGAGAAGAGCUCAUGGACAUUGUGACACUGCCCACCGGCCGCAGACUCAAGCCAAGGCCCCCGCUUGUCAUGAUUCUUCCUGGACAUCCGGCCUCCAGGUUCCACGUGGAGAGAAGAUGAGAACCGGGGCGGGGCAGAAGUUCAGAGUGAAGGGCAGAGUCCUGGUGGGGUGGUGGCCACAGGGCCAUGAGGACAAGCCCAUCAGGAUGGGUGUGUGGGACCUGCCCUGCAGCAGGUGGGAUGCAGUCUGUGUGUGUUAAUCAUCAUCUUUUGAUCAUCAUGACCAAUGAAACAUUUA